Messenger RNA from Symsagittifera roscoffensis, 2018 nucleotides. RefSeq lists its product as uncharacterized. The record is from RefSeq and is a predicted model, not a curated record. Lineage: Eukaryota; Metazoa; Xenacoelomorpha; Acoela; Convolutidae. The coding region runs from base 138 to 1898 and encodes 586 amino acids. The transcript is spliced from 2 exons.
UUGGUCAUUUUGACUUGGAAAUAACCAACUCGGCCUUUUAUCAACAGUGUUUCUCAGCGGAAAACGCCGUUUGAAACCAAAGCGCAACUGUUUUUCUGCUCAAAUUCUGUGAAAUGUUCCCAAUGUUGAAAUAAACUAUGUCGUCGAGUUACGUGUUUCUACUGUCGCGGAAGAAAUCGGGGGAGCUGAAUUCGGGGUUUUCUUUAAAUCCAGCCGAACGCAGUCGAGACAAUAGUUUUCCGCAACGAUCGCAGAGUUUCAGCACCAACCCAGCCAUAAAUUCAUCACCAUAUUCCCGUGCGACUCGGCAAAAUUAUGUAAUCGAUAGCAAUAGUCGACGUAAUGAUGUGAUCUCACCCGACAACUUAUCUGUAAAUUCGACUCGAAAUUCAAACUACUCGGGCCCGACUUCGGCCGUUAACCCACGUCUUCGUCCCAGUUCGGCUCCACGAGUCGUAAAUGAUGUUACGACCAGUGGCGUUGACGGAAACUUCGACGCGCCCAGAAAAUACAACCGGCGCACGACUCCCGGAUCUCAGUUCGGACCGAUUGGAAGUUACGCCGAAUCUCAAACGCUGCCGAGUCGCAAGUCAAGUCGUGCAAAUGGGGACGAACGUUCAAAUAUCGGACAACCGAUUGAGGUCAAGGCCAAAACAUGGACCAGACUGUCCAGCAACAAUUUGGCCAGCAUGUGUGACAGUUCUAGUAAUUUAAGCAUCCCUUCUUUAAUGCACGGUGCAAGAGGCGACGACCGCAGUGGGUCCAGAACCAGACUGAACACUCAAAGUGUGAAUGAUUUAAGACUUCGUGGAUCUCGUACUGAAAUUAACGUCCCCAUUGGACCAACUCGAGGUCGCGAGUAUUCGACAAGCACUACUGAACUCGCGAUGAGAACUUCGGCAAACAGUCGAGUCUCAACGACAACUUACACCGAAGCGCCGAACCAAGAGCCGAGAAAUCGCACACGACCAAAGUUUAACUCAACGACCAGUUUACAAAUUCGGCAGGACAAUAAACACGAAGAAUUUAACGAUGAUUUGCGAGAUAGACGAGGAUCGUUCGGUCCCGUGAAUAACUUCAGAUCGGGUCCGAGAGGUCACCGAGAUCUGGAUUUAGAAACAACGGAUUCUGGUCUAGAGGCAGCGCUGGAGCGCGCGAAACAAAAAAGAGCGGCAAAUGGAACUGACCAGCGGAAAAUCAGCUCGACUGUACUUCAUGUGAACAAUGCUAAUGGGAUUUCCAUCGUGCAGAAUGACAGUUCAGUCACAGAAAUACAAGGAAGACCAGUUGCCGCCUCGAGACUCGUUUCAGAUCCUCUUUUCGACCCCACAAUGCCACGACUGAUCCCGCCUAGCAACCGAUUGGCGGCGUCGCAAACACACAUGCUCAAUGGAAAAUCGGACAAUUCGAAACCUGCUGAUCCCAGUUCAAAUAUGAGAUCUUAUAGCUUCGAUAAUCAAAGUGUUCCUGUUCGACAGCAAUUUAAUGACAACACUUUCAGGCCUUCUGUAAGUUUUAACGAUCCUCGAGAAUCAAGAUUUGAAAAUGAUUUAAAUUUCAGCCAACCACCCAGCGGCAGAUGGAAAAGACCGGUCCAAUCAGAUUCUUCUAGGCCGAGAGUCUCUUUCGACCAAUCAGAUGGCUCCAAUCCGUCAAGACCAGGUAAAAAUUACGUAAUAGGUGAAACAAGUCGUGAUCAAAACCUAAAUCAGUGGACUUCAUUGGAACGACAGAACGCCUCGUCAAUUUCACGAAGUGUGACGAACGAAAGACGAAUCACUCGGCAUCGGACAACCAGUCAAGAACAUUCAUCGGAAAAUUUUAGACACAACGGUGCGAUCAACCGAAAUGUCACCCGGCCGAAUUGGUCAUCAGCUAACUACCAAAACCAACGAUAACCUUAAACCAAUCAUCGUAACAGAUUUGCGCGUUCAGAAGCAAUUUAAUUUAAAUCGUUAACCUUAUUUGUAAUAAAACUGUUUUGUGUUUAAGCUAUAGUACAUUUAUGCUUGCAAGAA